GCUUGAUCAGUGGCGAUACCAGGUAUAUUCCAUAGGCAUCUUAGUAUAGAGGAUCCAGCGCAGUCGUCCUGGUCAAAGCCCGUUCGGCUUUUGAAAUGGUGGAUACAAGCUUAGUCACAGCUGAACACUCUCAAUUCCAACCUUCACUUCGUCAGUUCACUUUCAACCUUGAAAAUAUUCUACAAGAAAAUGCCAUUCCAAGCCAUCCGCAUCAUCUUCUCGCCCUACCACGUCGGCCUGCGCGACCACCGCGUCGGCAACGGACCGCACCGCAUCCGGACAUGCGGCCUCGAGCAACAACUCCACAACCUCAAAAUCCCAACAGACAUCGUCACCAUCGCGCCCGUAGACGACCACGAGGGCGAGAUCGGGCGCAGCUUCGAGAUCAUGCGGCGCAUCUCGAUGGCCGUACAAGAAUCCGUCGCCGCAAACCGCUUCCCGCUCAUCCUCUCUGGGAACUGCAUGUCCAGUGCGGCGGUGGCGUGUGGGCUAGCGGAUCAAGACAAAAAGGACUUGUCGUUUGUAUAUUUCGAUGCCCAUGAUGACUUGGACUCGCCAGAUGUGAACGAGAACGGGUACUUCGAUGCCAUGGGGUUGUCGAUGCUGCGUGGGGAAAGCUGGAAGACGCUUAUGCAGACUGUGCCGGGCUUUGACGGGGGUUUUGACUUCAACCGCCGGUUCCUGUACUGUGGAUUGCGCGACCAGUCGAGUGUACAGAGGCAGAGGAUUAUUGAUGCGGGAAUGCAAGUUAUCUGGGGGAGCACCGAGGAGGAGAAGGUGGACUUUGUGCGUGAGCUGAAGACAAGACUAGCACAGCAGUCUUACAGCCCGGCUCUGGUUCAUUUGGACCUUGACGUCCUGGAUGACUCGUACGGGAAGGUUAAUAGCUAUCCGUCCCCUGGGGGCUUGUUCGAGGACGAGCUGGUGGAGUGCAUGGAACUUGUUCCGAAGAUGGCGGGCCCAAAGUCCUUGACGGUGUGUUCGUUUGACCCUGAUGCCGGCGAUGGAGAUAGGAUUGCUGGUAUUGCAGUUCGUGCUAUUACGGCCUUUGUCAAGGGUCUUCUGGAUACCGGGGCAUUGCAUAUAUAAGCCAUGAUAUAUGAAGCUAGCUAUUUA
Aspergillus versicolor CBS 583.65 is the source of this 1116-nucleotide messenger RNA. Its product is annotated as arginase family protein. Lineage: Eukaryota; Fungi; Ascomycota; Eurotiomycetes; Eurotiales; Aspergillaceae. Gene Ontology annotation, cellular component: nucleus; cytoplasm; cytosol. The transcript has a single exon. The record is from RefSeq and is a predicted model, not a curated record. Bases 190 to 1089 code for a protein of 299 amino acids. Gene Ontology annotation, molecular function: manganese ion binding; arginase activity.